AUGGCUAAUAAUGCUGCAGCUUGUGCUGAAAGAGCAACGAGUGACAUGUUGAUUGGUCCAGACUGGGCAAUUAAUAUUGAGCUAUGUGAUAUUAUCAACAUGGAUCCUGGGCAAGCUAAGGAUGCUCUGAAGAUACUGAAGAAACGUUUGGGCAACAAAAAUCCUAAAACACAGCUCCUUUCACUUUUUGUGCUGGAGACUCUUACCAAGAACUGUGGGGAGAGUUUGUUUCAGCAGAUUGCUGAGCGGGAUAUCUUACAUGACAUGGUUAAAAUUGUUAAAAAGAAGCCUGAUUUGAGUGUAAGAGAGAAAAUUCUAAUUCUGCUUGAUACAUGGCAAGAAGGUUUAGGGGGACCGAGGGGAAGAUUUCCCCAGUUCUAUGCUGCCUAUAACGAGUUGAAGUCUGCUGGAGUGGAAUUUCCCCCAAGAGAAGAAAACAGUGUGCCGCUAUUUACUCCACCACAAACACAUCCGAUUGUGCAGCCUGCUUUGGAAUACGAGGAAGCGGCCGUGCAGGCCUCUCUUCAGUCUGAUCCUUCUGGGCUUAGUUUGCCAGAGAUUCAGAAUGCUGAAGGACUAUCAGACGUGUUGAUGGAAAUGUUAGGUGCUUUGGAGCCUCAAAACCGUCAGGGUAUAAAGGAUGAAGUCAUUGUUGACCUUGUAGAGCAGUGUCGUUCGUACCAAAAGCGUGUCAUGGUUCUUGUUAACAACACUGCGGAUGAGGAACUCUUGUUGAGAGGAUUGACGCUGAAUGAUAGAUUGCAGCAAGUUCUUGGUCGACAUGAUGACAUAGCAAAAGGUACACCAAAUGUUGCAACCAGGACUACAGAUUCAGUUGCACCUCUUAUGAAUGUAAAUCACGAGGAUGAAGAGUCCGAAGAUGAUUUUGUUCAAUUAUCACGCAGAUCAAGGGAUACUUCACAAGGACAAGGACGGAAGACAGCAAGCUCUGCUGCUGAGCCAGUUCGAAUUAGCCCUAUCCUUCCUCCACCUCCAUCAGCGAGAUCUUCUUCUACAGAAACAUCGAUGAUGGAUUAUCUUAGUGGUGACAUUUACCAGUCUGAAAAACCUUCAGCAACAUCAAGAUCUAUACCUGUCGCUGUCCCGACUCAUUCAAACAACAAAAACUCAGUCGCGCCGCCAAGUCCUCCACAAUCCUCUUCAUCCCCUCCCGAUGAGUUCAUCAACCCGACAGCAGCUAUGUUUGCCUCUGACCCAACGAAUAAUGAGCCUACUCCUUCCUCCAAGUCUGCUGACAGCUUGCCUGCUGCACCGUGGGAUGCUCCUCCCACCAGCAUUCCUCCCCCUCCAUCAAGGUACAACCAAAGACAGCAGUUUUUUGAGCAAAAACAGCAUACAGGUAGUUCUGGCUCCUCCUAUGACGGCUUGGUUGGGCAGACGGAGAACCUUUCCCUGAGAUCAUCAUCAUCAACCCCAACCAAACAGGAAAAGCAGGAAGAUGCCCUUUUCAAAGAUCUGUUGGAUUUUGCCAAAUCCAAGUCUUCAUCAUCUUCGAAACCUAACAACAGAUCAUAUUGA
Messenger RNA from Oldenlandia corymbosa var. corymbosa, 1539 nucleotides. NCBI's taxonomy places the organism in Eukaryota, Viridiplantae, Streptophyta, Magnoliopsida, Gentianales, Rubiaceae. The record is from the annotation of a GenBank genome assembly.